AUGUUCCGCCAAAAUCCCAACUUAAUUCAAACCCCUCUCACUCCUAUUUCCACCUCCCGCACCCCUCUCUUCCUCCUCCACGACGGUGGCGGCACCAUCUUUUCCUACUACUGCCUCUCCGACCUGCACCGCCCCGUCUACGGUCUCUUCAACCCAUGCUACUCAUCCAAGUCCACCUUUGAAGGCGGUAUCCCCGAGAUGGCCAAAACCUACCUCAGGUACAUAAUCGACACGCUGUACGGUGAUGACCAAUGUAACGGCAAAGUUUCCGCUGCAAAGGGUGGAAAUCCCAAGGAAGGGGAACGUGAUCUCAUCCUUGGAGGCUGGAGUUUGGGGGGCAUGGUGUCCGUGGAACUUUCCAGACAAAUCCUCGAUUUCAACACGGGAGAGGCGGCUAAAGCACAGGCGGCAGGGAAACCGAAGGAAAAUGCCCGAAAACUGAACGUGCUAGGAAUCGUCAUGAUCGACAGCAUGAACCCCAACCAGCAACACUUUCCGCAGGACGCGAAGAUUGCCAGUCCCAAUGCGACGACUAUGCAAUGGGGCCCGCAUACCAAGCCUGAGACCAAGGAGGCGGUGCUGAGGUGUUUUCACGAGGCGAGGCGCAUGCUUUCGUUUUGGGAAAUGCCUACGUGGCCUCGACUGGAGGAGCAGGAGGCGCUGUCCGAGCGGGAAACAGGCGGUCCGCCGCCAGUGGUGCUGCUCAAGGCCAAGGAGAACGUGCCGCUGCAGGAAGAGCAGGUGAAAGAGGGGGAGGUGUCGAGGACGGAUGUACAGCGUAAAGACGCAACGCUGGGGUGGGGUAAGUACCAUGAGGGCAUGGUACGGAAGGUGAUGGAAGUUGAGGGAAACCAUUUCAACCUGUUCACGGAAGAGAAGAGGGCGGAGAUUGUGACGAGGGGGGUGAGAGAGGGGUGUGAGCUUCUGGAGGGGCUGUGGAAGCAGAGGGCCUAA
Sordaria macrospora k-hell is the source of this 954-nucleotide messenger RNA. RefSeq lists its product as uncharacterized. The record is from RefSeq and is a predicted model, not a curated record. Lineage: Eukaryota; Fungi; Ascomycota; Sordariomycetes; Sordariales; Sordariaceae.